UUAAAGGCUUUUGUUUUUUAACAACUCUGACCAUCAAGUUGGCGAGUUCUUUCCUGGCCACAUGGGGCUUUUGUUUACUGCAGUUGCUGCAUAGCUGAGUGUGUUGUGCACCAGUUCUUAAACUCCUGCCAUCCAAUCAGCUUCAUCCUGCGCAGGCGUCACUUCCUUCCCAAUGGAUACUGCAGUCAAUCUGUGUAUUCAUUAAAGUGUGUGUCUCCGCAGUGGUCCUAUCCGGGAUCCCCACUGCUAAAAUCCCACCUCCCCCCAGGCUCAGUCCUCCCAGCUGACCCACCCAUCCCCCCUUCCCUCACACACCCGUGCCACAUGAGGCCCUGCAGUGUGACUCAGUGGACAAACUUACACCAGUCUGAGAGUCUGGCCCAGGCUUUCCCCAGCUGCACACCUCAUUUUUUCCAGCGCAAGAGACUCCAAGUGUUAGUUUUUCCCAUUCUGUAAAGGCAUUCCUGCUAUGGCGAAUUCGCUGAAGGCAAAUGUAAGAUUGAUGGCAAAGGACGAGAUCAGAGAGGAGAAGGAAGGAACUAAAGAAAUGAAUGACACCCUGGAAGAGCCUGGAGAAGAGGAAGAGGAUGAAGAAGAGAGAAAGGCACGGGCCGCAACAGAGGAGACAGCAGCCAGAGAGAGAGCCGAUCAGAGGCAGCUCAUGACUAUAGAGGAGCUGGUGCAGACUGAGAGGAACUACCUGAAACAUAUGCAGCUCUGUACAGUCACCAUCAACAGCAACCUGCAGAAACUCCAGCCUCCUCCACCGAACCUAGAGAACAUGUUCCAGCACAUUGAUGAAGUGAUGGAUGUUUCCAGCAGACUCCUGAGCCUGCUAGACCAGGCACAGAUACAUCACAGCGACCCGAAAUACCUGCAAACUCUCUGUGACGCUUUCCUUAGUCUGUCUCAAGAUAUAGAGAUGGCCUAUAAGGAAUAUCUUGCCAACUACAACAACAUCACUGCUCUAGAGAACAGCUACAAACAGAAAGAGGCCCUGUGGUUAGAAAUGAUCCGAAUCAUCAAGUCAUCUGCUCCUGAUGUGAAUGCGUCCACUCUGAGUUUCUUCCUGGUGAUGCCGGUUCAGAGAAUCGCCCGUUACCCCCUGCUGCUCCAGACCAUCCAGAAACACACAGACCCCCGACACCCAGCCUACCUAAUCCUGGAGCACACCGCUCACACUGCGGUCCAGAUCAACUGCAGGAUCAAUGAAUACAAACGCUUCCGUGAAGUGGCUGACAAGUACAAGAAGACAGAGAACCUGACCAUCAAGGACAAGAUCAAUCGACUCAGUGGCCACAGUAUUGCCAAGAAGACGGCCCGGUUUAGCCAGUACAUAAAGCAUGAGACAGGAAUGGUGCCAAAGGUAAAGGAUGAAGAAUAUGAUGCUCUUGCUGGCUUCUUCUUUGUCCUGGAGAGGGGCGUCUCAGAGCUUCAUGAUAACAUGGAGGCUUAUCUCCACCAUCUACAGAGGUUCCUCAGCUGGAGACCAGAGGAAGCUGAUCUUGAUCUGGAAGGGGAGAAAACUGCCUUGUUCUCUAAAGAAAUCACAGUAGCACUCAGACAGUGGAUUUACCCGUCAUAUGAGAGUCGUUUGAAGACACUAGUCUUUAAGCCCUUGAGCUCACUGCAAGAGCUGAUGGCUGGACCACGAAACCUCAUCCGCAAACGUCAAGACAAGCUCCUGGACUAUGAGCUAAUCGAGGAGAAGAGUAACCUGAGUUUUGAGGAGCAAGCUAUAGCUAACACCUACAAGACCAUCAACACUCUGCUGCUGACCGAGCUGCCGCAGUUCAAUGGGAAAGCCCUUCAGCUCCUGUGGGCCACGCUUGAGGCCUUCAGCUGCCUGCAGAGAGACCUGGCGGCGGAUAUGGAGCAGCUCGCCACCAGCUUUACCCAUCAGCUCCCACACAGUUAUUUGGAAGCUGGUGAGUUCUGGAAGUGGGCAGAGACUUCGGUGCUGGAGGGUUCGAGGAGGAUGGAGAGCCUGUGUCAGAGUGUUCAAGAUGAGCUCAAUGCUCCCAUUGUGCAGCCGCCCACUCCCGCGUGUGAGCAGCGUCUCAAGGCUCUGAACGCUAAGCAUGGCUCGGAGAAGAUCUACCAGCUGACAGGCCCUGUGGUGGGCACCCGUGACCUUGACCUGACCCUCAGUAAGGGAGAGCUGGUAGCUGUCGUCAGUGAGAUGGACACGCGAGGAGACCGUCGCCGCUGGCUGGUUGAUGCAGGAGGCCCGAGAGGAUAUGUGCCUGCUUCAAAACUGACACGCUACCACCAGUUGACUGUUGACCCUCCACAGUCUCCUCAUCUGAACGUCGUGCCCACGGGUCCAGGACCCCGAAGACACUCCUACACACCCGGAGCCCAGCCGCUCCUAAACAACGUGUCCACGCCCUGUUUUCAGGUGUACGCGGGCUAUGACUUCACCGCGAGGAGCAGUCGGGAGAUUUCUCUGAGGGCUGGUGAGCCGGUGCGGGUGGUGGAGCCUCACGAUAAGCGUGGAAACAAGGAAUGGAGUCUGGUGGAGACGCGUGGCCAGAGAGGCUACGUCCCCUCCAACUACCUUGCCAUCCUCCCCUCUGUGAUCGCCUCACCCACCUUCCCCUAUCGCUAGCUGUGGAUAAUAUCCAUGACAUAACAUCAUCUGCUGCUGCUAAGAGUCUGCUAGCCAGUAUCCAAACACACACAGACCAUGAGAAGCACUUUCCCUUUAGGGCUCUUCAUACGUGAGGGGGGCGGAUGGCUGCUGUUUGAUGCGUCAUUUGACUGGUGUAUGUACUGGAGUGGUGCUUGCGCCCUGCUGUGGAGUGGUCGUCCAUAUACUUGAUCUCCGCUUUGCCCAGGACUGUUACUGGUGGAGAUAGUUUUAUCCAAUGAGGGAAGAGCUGCAGGGGCAUGCAGAGACAUGCUGUUGUAGCGCACAGCUACUGGUGGAGUGUGCUGUUUCCUAGACUUACCGCUAGGAUCAACACCUCAGCCGCCCGUUAAAUGAUGCUUUGGGCUGCCCUGGUACUAACUUGUCUGCUUCACUGUCUUACUAUUGAAGAAACUGAGAAUAAGGAUUUUAUUUUUAAGAGUCAAACCUCUUUUGCGCUGGUUUCAGGUUUACUUGAGAUGACUAACAUGCAGACUUAAAGACAAGAUUUUACAAAAUAUUCUUACAAAAUUAUUGCUUUUGUACCAUUUUAGUAAUACUUGAUGGACAGUUUUAUUGUUAUUUAAAUGUAUACAGUGGAUCUAAAAAGUAUUUGUACACUAAGGACACAAAUUCCUAUAAAAUAAUACAUGGCAUUAAUGUAUAGAUAACAAAAUAUCAAUCCAACUGAUAAUAGAUAUAUGGUUCAAUAUUAAGGCAAAAAAAAAAGUGGUCGACCAAUAUAUUGCCUAUGCCAAUAAUUGCCUCUUUU
Rhinichthys klamathensis goyatoka is the source of this 3404-nucleotide messenger RNA. RefSeq names its product Rho guanine nucleotide exchange factor (GEF) 37 (gene arhgef37). Gene Ontology annotation, cellular component: cytoplasm. Bases 470 to 2611 code for a protein of 713 amino acids. Lineage: Eukaryota; Metazoa; Chordata; Actinopteri; Cypriniformes; Leuciscidae. Gene Ontology annotation, molecular function: protein binding; guanyl-nucleotide exchange factor activity. The transcript has 13 exons. The record is from RefSeq and is a predicted model, not a curated record.